GUGGGGGGCGGGAGCGCCGAGGAACGAAGACCCCGGACUCUCGCGGGGAAAGGAGGCGAUGUAAGCUGCUCGCGCGGGGGCCCCGGAGCAGCGUUGGACCCCCGCAUCCCCCUAGAAUCGCCCGCGGAAACAGGAAGUGAACUUCAAGCAGAUCAACUUGAAUCCGGAGCUCACUGAGAAAUCUAAGUACCUGAUACGUGGAGCUGUUUUUGCUUGGAUUUGGUCUUCAUUUGGAAAAGACGCCAAGUUGCCACUGUCUCCUGUCCUUUCCUUUCUGAAAACCUGGCAUCCCAUGUGGAUUUCUGGUAGAAUGAGCAAUGCAAAGAGCUGGCUUGGACUUGGCAUGUCCUUGUGUUUCUGGGGAUUAAUGGAUUUUACCACCACAGUUCUCUCCGGCACACCCACACCUCAAGGCAGCUUCAACGUGACCCUGUCAGACAAGCCACAGGCACACUCAAGAACGAAGAGGAGCUGGGUUUGGAAUCAGUUUUUUGUUCUGGAAGAGUACACAGGAACUGACCCUUUGUAUGUUGGCAAGCUCCAUUCAGACAUGGACAGAGGGGAUGGGUCCAUCAAAUACAUCCUCUCAGGAGAAGGUGCAGGUGUCGUAUUUACCAUUGAUGAUACCACCGGAGACAUCCAUGCAAUUCAGAGACUCGACCGAGAGGAACGGGCACAAUACACAUUACGUGCUCAAGCCUUAGACCGGAGGACAGGCCGGCCUAUGGAGCCGGAGUCAGAGUUCAUCAUCAAAAUUCAGGACAUCAAUGACAAUGAGCCCAAGUUCCUGGAUGGACCCUAUAUGGCCACCGUACCAGAAAUGUCACCAGUGGGGACAUCUGUCAUCCAGGUGACGGCCACCGACGCUGACGACCCAACCUACGGCAACAGUGCCCGUGUGGUAUACAGCAUCCUUCAGGGCCAGCCUUAUUUUUCUGUGGAUUCCAAAACAGGUGUUAUUCGGACAGCCCUCAUGAACAUGGACCGGGAAGCCAAAGAAUACUACGAAGUGAUUAUCCAAGCCAAGGACAUGGGUGGGCAGCUGGGGGGCUUGGCUGGGACCACGACGGUCAACAUCACCCUCUCAGACGUCAAUGACAACCCGCCCCGCUUCCCCCAAAAGCAUUAUCAAAUGAGUGUGUUGGAAUCAGCUCCAGUUAGCUCCACUGUGGGGAGAGUAUUUGCCAAGGACUUGGAUGAAGGAAUCAAUGCAGAGAUGAAGUACACGAUAGUGGACGGAGAUGGAGCGGACGCCUUUGACAUUACCACAGAUCCAAAUUUCCAAGUUGGCAUCAUAACUGUCAAAAAGCCCCUGAGUUUUGAAAGCAAGAAAAGCUACACCCUAAAAAUAGAGGGAGCCAAUACUCAUCUCGAGAUGCGGUUUCUGAGCCUGGGCCCAUUUCAGGACACAACCACAGUGCACAUCAGUGUAGAGGAUGUGGAUGAACCCCCAGUAUUUGAGCCUGGCUUUUAUUUUGUGGAGGUUCUCGAGGACGUACCCAUUGGAACGACCAUCCAGGUCAUUUCCGCCAAGGACCCCGAUGUGACCAACAACUCAAUCAGAUAUUCCAUUGACCGAAGCAGUGAUCCUGGAAGAUUCUUCUAUGUUGAUAUCACAACAGGUGCCCUAAUGACCGCAAGACCCCUUGACCGGGAAGAGUUUUCUUGGCACAACAUUACAGUCCUUGCUAUGGAAAUGAACAACCCUUCCCAGGUUGGAAGUGUUCCUGUCACAAUCAGAGUCUUAGAUGUGAAUGACAAUGCUCCAGAGUUCCCCCGAUUCUAUGAAGCUUUUGUUUGUGAAAAUGCCAAAGCAGGGCAGCUGAUCCAGACAGUGAGUGCAGUGGACCAAGACGACCCUCGGAAUGGUCAGCACUUCCACUACAGCUUGGCUCCUGAGGCUGCUAGCAACCCCAACUUCACAGUAAGGGACAACCAAGAUAACACUGCCAGGAUUCUCACCAGGAGGUCUGGCUUCCGGCAGCAGGAGCAGAGUGCCUUUUACCUGCCUAUCCAGAUAUCAGACAAUGGGAAGCCACCACUGAGCAGCACGGGCACACUGACUAUCCAGGUGUGCAAUUGUGAUGACGACGGUCAUGUUCUGUCCUGCAGCCCUGAAGCCUACAUGCUCCCAGUGAGUUUGAGCCGGGGUGCCCUCAUUGCCAUCCUGGCUUGCAUCUUUGUCCUCUUAGUGCUGGUGCUGCUGAUCCUGUCCAUGAGGCGGCACCGGAAGCAGCCGUACAUCAUCGACGACGACGACAACAUCCACGAGAACAUCGUGCGCUACGACGACGAGGGCGGCGGUGAGGAGGACACGGAGGCCUUCGACAUCGCCGCCAUGUGGAACCCCCGGGAGGCGCAGGCGGGAGGCGCCCCCGCCAAGGCCCGGCAGGACAUGCUGCCGGAAAUGGAAAUCGCGAGCCUGUCCCGCCACGUGCCUCAGACCUGCGCCGUGAGCAGCACCGUGCACAGCUACGUGCUGGCCAAGCUCUACGAGGCCGACGCCGACCUGUGGGCGCCGCCCUUCGACUCGCUGCAGACCUACAUGUUCGAGGGGGACGGCUCCGUGGCCGGCUCGCUGAGCUCGCUGCAGUCGGCCACAUCGGACUCCUCCGAGCAGAGCUUCGACUUCCUCACGGACUGGGGGCCGCGCUUCCGGAAGCUGGCGGAGCUCUACGGGGCAGCUGAGGGGCCUGCGCCGCCACUCUGGUGACGGAAACCGGAAACCAGGAACCGGAAGCCGCGAGGCCAAACCCAGCAGUUCUCGGAGGGCAUUUCCGGUGCACCCAGCUCUCGCGGGAUCAGCUUUACUCAGUUCACAGAAGAAAGCGCGGGAACAGGGACACGCAGGCGCAGAGGAGCUUUGCUUUUUCGCGGGUUUUUUU
Messenger RNA from Suncus etruscus (white-toothed pygmy shrew), 2885 nucleotides. RefSeq names its product cadherin 20 (gene CDH20). Gene Ontology annotation, molecular function: calcium ion binding; cadherin binding. Gene Ontology annotation, biological process: cell-cell junction assembly; calcium-dependent cell-cell adhesion; cell morphogenesis. Lineage: Eukaryota; Metazoa; Chordata; Mammalia; Eulipotyphla; Soricidae. The coding region runs from base 293 to 2713 and encodes 806 amino acids. The transcript is spliced from 12 exons. The record is from RefSeq and is a predicted model, not a curated record. Gene Ontology annotation, cellular component: plasma membrane; adherens junction; catenin complex.